Messenger RNA from Corythoichthys intestinalis (scribbled pipefish), 1697 nucleotides. RefSeq names its product COP9 signalosome subunit 8 (gene cops8). The record is from RefSeq and is a predicted model, not a curated record. Gene Ontology annotation, cellular component: COP9 signalosome. The transcript is spliced from 7 exons. Bases 66 to 641 code for a protein of 191 amino acids. Gene Ontology annotation, biological process: COP9 signalosome assembly; protein deneddylation. NCBI's taxonomy places the organism in Eukaryota, Metazoa, Chordata, Actinopteri, Syngnathiformes, Syngnathidae.
GGGCAGCAAAGCGCCAGACAUGCACGAAGAAGAAGAACGACAUCAACAAACAGUAAUCCCUCAUCAUGCCUUCCGCGGUGAUAAUGGAAGAAAAUUUUGACAAACUCCUGGAGCAAUGUGAAGCUCAAGAGCUCGAGGCACCAGGAGGCAUUGCGACCCCACAAGUAUAUUCUCAGCUUCUGGCACUGUAUUUACUACAUAAUGAUAUGAAUAACGGCAGGUAUCUUUGGAAGCGGAUUCCUCAGGCAAUAAAAGCGGCAAAUCCUGAAUUAGCAGCAAUCUGGACAGUCGGGCAGCACAUUUGGCAGCGGGAUUUUCCCGGUAUCUACACAUCUAUUGCAGCUUAUCAGUGGUCAGAAAAUAUUCUUCCGGUGAUGGAGGCCCUGCAAGAGAGUACGCGACAAAGGGCCUACGCGCUGGUGGCGCAGGCGUACACAUCCAUCACGGCCGAAGAUUUCGCGGCCUUUGUGGGCUACUCGGUGGAAGAGGCCGUAAAAGGUGUAGUAAGUCAGGGCUGGCAGGCAGACCCUACAACCAGAAUGGUUAUGCCUAAAAAGCCAGAUCCUCCCCCUGUUUCAUCAGUUCCCAACGAGCAGCAGUUGGCCAGACUGACCGACUACGUGGCUUUCCUGGAGAACUGAUAACAACUGUGACUCUUCUCACCCAUUUUACAUUAGGCAUGUGCAGACACAUAACUAAGCUUUCAUGAUUUUCUGAUAAAAACAUUUUGAAAACACUGUCAUGAUAUUGGAGUUUAUUUAUUUUUUAUUUUUUUAACAUAACCUCAAAAUCCUCGCACCAUUUCCUACUACAGCAAUUCAAUAUCAGCUGGAUUGAGCCAGAGGAUACACAAUGUAACGAUCCUAAAUGUAAUUUUCAGGGAUUCAGUUUUCUUUAUUCUGAAUUUUUAACCUAAUAGCAGUAUUGUGGUGUGUACUAUACCCCCAACAUACUGUAUAUUGUUUCAAAUUUACCAAAAUCAUUAACUAGGUUUGUCUGCACAAUGACAAAGAACAGAAGUUUGCUGCUGUAGGAACAGAACUCUACAGUGCAGUGGAGACUGGCUGUACUUCUUUAUCAGCUUUUCUAUAUUUAGCUGGAUACUUAUUUAACAUAUGAUUAUGGCAUGAAAAAUGUGGUGACAGCGCUUGCACUUUUGUUCAUUAUAGCCGUUGCCAACCUCCUAGUUUUCUUUUUUGAAACAUAUAUUGUGAUAAGGUUUUGCAAUACAGUGAUCCCUCUAUACUUCGCGCUUCAAACUUCGCGCCCUCAGUCCAUCACAGAUUUUUUUCUAUUAAAAUAAAUAAAAAAUAAAUACAGAUGAGCUGUCCCGAUCCGAUCACAUAGUCUCACUCUCCCUCCUGCUGUUUUUAUUGGUCUGGCAGUGCACUGGAGUUGCUUAUUAAAGUGUACGGUGACUGACAGAAGUUAAGGUUUGAUCUUGCCAGAGAUGCUUUGAAGUUGAAACUUCAGAGCGCCGCAUGUGUCAAUCAUCGUUUAACUUGUUAAACAGUUGCUGUGGCAACUCAUUGUGUGUAAGUGAGCAGCUUGAAUGGACUCACUCAAUGACACAUUUAAUAAAGAUAAAAAUUUUUCUACUGUAUUCUUGUUUAAAAAUAAUUCGUUGGGAGAGUAACAUGUUGAAAACUUAUCAUAAUUAUUACAUUUGAAGUGCUUAAAAACCAUUUAUUAAAAUA